Pelmatolapia mariae (spotted tilapia) is the source of this 2111-nucleotide messenger RNA. RefSeq names its product peroxisomal membrane protein PEX13-like. The record is from RefSeq and is a predicted model, not a curated record. NCBI's taxonomy places the organism in Eukaryota, Metazoa, Chordata, Actinopteri, Cichliformes, Cichlidae. Bases 852 to 1334 code for a protein of 160 amino acids. Gene Ontology annotation, molecular function: protein binding. The transcript is spliced from 5 exons.
AGUCGGGGGUGAGUGCACUAACGUGCCUGGAGGCCGUUUUAAUGAGUGUUUGCUGGAAAACCAAAAAUACAAGAAGGAUUUGUACGUUUUCACAAUGGGGGAGUUUGCCUUCUUCUGCUUUUUAUUGUUAUCCAUCCAUUUUCUUCUGCUUAUCAAGGACUGGUUUACCCGGGCAGCAGCCUAAGCAGAGAAGCCCACAUCUCCCUCUCCCCAGCCACCUCCUCCACUUCUUCUGGGAUAACACCAAGACAUCCUCAGGCCAGCUGAGAGAUAUAGCCUCUCCAGAGUGUCCUGGGUCUGCCCUGGGGCCUCUUUCUCCUUUUCUCAUCAGCCUCUCUUCAACGUGAAGGAAUAGCAGUUCUACUCUGAGCCCCUUUUGAGUAGCUGAACUCCUCAGCCUGUCUUUAAGGGAGAGGCAACACCCUUAGAGAAAGCUCAUUUUUUUUCAUCUGUCAGUCCUCUGCUCAGCUGUCCCCAAACUCCUAAACGAGACCCAGAGAAGAUUAAACUCCUCCGCUUGAUGCUGCAAGUCAUUGUUUUUUCUUGUCUUUUUCUCAACAUUUUCCGAUAAUUCUAAAAAUAUAUGUACAACAGUUUGUUUGUACAGUCAGCAUUUGUAUAUAUACAGCAGUAUUCUCAAACAAGCAAUAGUGAACGCACCUGUGUGAGGCAAAUUCCACAAUCACAGUUCAAUCAGUCCCCCCACCCUGACACUUUUUUCCGCUUUAAGUGAGGAAAUGGAAUUAAAUCUGGACACAUCUUUAUCUUUUUUGGACAUAUCAACAUAUCUUUUUAAGGUUAAGAGAAUAUGGUCAUCAGAUUGGAGAAGCUGAACAAUCAGAGCUGUGAUAAUGAUAUUUAAGAUCUACAGAUUUGGGAUUAGCUACAGGCUCCUCCACCCCUGCUGGCUCUUCUGUCCUGCCCAGGAUGGCGCCCCCGGUGCCCCCUCGUCAGGUCCAGCAGUCCUACCGUCCAUCCAACAGCUCCUUCUCCCCUCUUACAGCCUCUAUGGGAGCUCCAUCUGUGGUGGCUACAGCCUGGGAGGAUACAGACACACACACCUCACCUUGAAGACGUCCCCCCCAGCAGACACUAACUGGGCGAGCAAGGAGGACGACCACGUGGUGGCCAGAGGAGAAUAUGACUUGACAGCUGCUUCUCAGGAGGAGCUUUCUAUGCGAGCUGGAGAGAUGCUCAACCUCGCUCCUAAAGAGCUACAGCCCCGUGUGCGUGGCUGGCUCCUGGCCAGUGUGGACGGUGAGACCACAUGCUCGUCCCAGCCAACUACGUUAAGAUCCUCAGCAAGAGAAGAGACCGCCAGGCCACAGAUAUGAGAGGCUCGCUCAGGCCCAGCAGGCAAACACGCAGGCACCCCAAACAACCUCGUCUGCACAAAUACCCUAAUGUGUGCCUCUCCUGCAGCCCAUAAACGUACAGCAUCUACCCACAUCAUGUACAGUACUUGAAUGAUCCAUCUCGUCUUUCAGCUCAGUCUCGUCAGAUUCAUUAGGCUCAGCUGUGUCCCCCUCCUGUGUGCAGUUUCCUCGUUUCCCUCUGUGUGUAUUUAUAGUAGUGAUGGCCAAACAAAGCUUUCUGAAGCAUUGAAGCUUGUGUUGAAAAACGAUUCAUUACUGGAAGCUUUUUAACACAGUCCUCUCUGGUGACAUCUGGUGGUCAAAAAUAUGAAGAGCAGCUUGAAUCUACAAAAAAACUGAACUGCUUCAUUAUGAUUGCCCACUCUACACAGUGCAAUUCACAAUUCACAAUUGGACAUCACUGAUCACGUGACUGUGGCCAAACGAAUCAAGCAUCGACAGAGUGCUUCUGAAGCGGUGUGUUGGUGUUUUUUGACACACGCGCCGGAGCGUCAGCUUCAAGCGGGCCCUCACUAAUUUAUAGCAUUUGUCCUCUUGUGUGUGUUACUGGUCCGUCUGUGCUCCUCCAUGCUGUUUUUCCUGCUUGUCAUCCUUUGUGUUUUAACUCCAUUCCCUUGUGUCCAGGUUUGUUAUUUGGUUCUCAGCUUUCCCAGUUUAGGUUUUCUUAGUUUUGUUUCUCGCCUCCCUCGCCUUUGUUUGUAUGUCACUCUCCAUGAAUAAAGCUCACUCACAUCA